UAAUUCUAUGUCACACAAGUUGUUACUGUGUGGUGGGAAACGGUCAUUUAAACAGCUUGAUAAAACUACAAUAAAAUCAUGUUUAACAAGGUGCUUUCUGUGGUUCUUGUAACAUGGGGACUAUUCGCCAUUGCGCAGGCGGCAAAAACGGUUAAGGGCUGUGAAAAGCAGAUGUCUGCCAAUUUGAAGAAGAAGCUGUGCGAUAUACGUCAGUACAAGAUCUUUGAUGAGCCAGAUAUGGAUAAGCAUAUGGACUGUGUGAUGAAGACACUUAAAUUCGUUCGUGCUGAUGGAACUGGAGAUUACCACCAGCUAAUAAAACCACUGAAUGCGAUCGAGAAGGAUCGUAAGCACGAUUUCAAUCUGGAAAAGUGCGGAGGAGACACGAUGCACCUACCAGUAGGUAAACGAGCGAAUGCCUACUACAAGUGUCUGCUGAACUCGUCGUCCAGUGAAUCGUUCAAGAAGGUGUUCGAUCUGACGGAGCUGGUAAAGGCUGGUAAACUACCGGCUACGGCACCGUACAGUGGAGCAGUAGAGAAGCUGAUGAAGAAAAUUGAUCAAAAGAUUUGCAAAUGAUUGAAUCAAUUGUUGUUGUUUCAUUAAUGGCAAGGAAAUAAACAUGUGGUUGUAUGAGGCAAUAUAAUA
Molecule: messenger RNA, 648 nt
Organism: Anopheles funestus (African malaria mosquito)
Lineage: Eukaryota; Metazoa; Arthropoda; Insecta; Diptera; Culicidae
Product: 37 kDa salivary gland allergen Aed a 2-like
Exons: 3
Coding region: 79-579 (166 amino acids)
Biological process (GO): sensory perception of smell
Molecular function (GO): odorant binding
Source: RefSeq, a predicted model, not a curated record